Molecule: messenger RNA, 1265 nt
Organism: Raphanus sativus (radish)
Lineage: Eukaryota; Viridiplantae; Streptophyta; Magnoliopsida; Brassicales; Brassicaceae
Product: homeobox-leucine zipper protein HAT5
Exons: 3
Coding region: 421-951 (176 amino acids)
Biological process (GO): positive regulation of DNA-templated transcription
Cellular component (GO): nucleus
Molecular function (GO): sequence-specific DNA binding; DNA-binding transcription factor activity, RNA polymerase II-specific
Source: RefSeq, a predicted model, not a curated record
UUGCCAGUCUUUUCCCUAAGCUUUACCCGCGAAGAUCAAUACACAACUCUAACUCUCUCUUUUUCUUUUGUAACUACACAAAUCUAACUCAAGAAAAUUAAAAAAAAAAAUCGAAGUAUUCUCUCAGAUGAAUGACGAUUCUCUAGGAAUGUUUCUAUAUUAAACUCCCAUCUUUCAUUUUGAUCUUGUUUUUAAGUUCUUAAUUUCCUGUUUCUUGAUCUGUUUUUGUUUUCUUUUCAAAACGAUGGGACUUUGCCUCUGUUUGUUAGCAACUCCAGCGACAUUGUUGUGGACAACGAGUUUCUUCCGCCACAAAUUCUUGAUUUUCUAACGCAUUGUUUCGUCACAUAAUCCCACUUAGAUUCACAUUUUAGGUUUUUCAUUUCUUCUUGUAUUUUACUUUAAAGUUUAAACAUCUCAAUGGAUCCAAAACACGAUCAAGAAUCAAGAUCGGCUCCAACAGGUGCAAUCAAUAAUCAACCGGCUGAGAAAAAGCGUCGUCUAACGUUUGAACAAGUGAAUAUGUUGGAGAAGAGUUUUGAAGAAGACAACAAACUGGAACCAGAGAGAAAGACUGAGCUAGCUAAAGUGCUUGGAUUGCCUAAACGACAAGUUGCUGUUUGGUUUCAGAAUCGAAAAGCUCGGAGCAAGGUCAAGCAGAUCGAAAGAGAUUAUGAUGUUCUCAAGGCUUGUUAUGAUUCCCUACUGGCUAAACAUGAAUCAGUCAUCUCAGAGAAUGAGAAACUCAGAUCUAAAGUCUUAACUUUGACUAAGAUGCUUCCUCCUGCAACAAACCAAACCCAAAGAAACUUUCAAGUCAAGCUUAACUCUAAAGGCGAUGAUGAAACUAUAAGCUCUUCCGCUGCUUUAGUUCCAUUGGCAAAUGACCAUUACUUUACCAACGUUGAUGAAACAUUCGGCUGGUGGGUUUGGCCAUCGAAUCUUAUGUAAAAAUCUGAUGAUCCAGGACCGAUUUAGAGAGAGAGAGAGAGAGAGAGAGAGAGAGAGAGAGAGAGAGAGAGAGAGAGAGAGAGAGAGAGAGAGAGAGAGAGAGAGAGAGAGAAGAGAGAGAGAGAGAGAGAGAGAGAGAGAGAGAGAGAGAGAGAGAGAGAGAGAGAGAGAGAGAAUUCCAAGCUUCUGUUCUAAACAUGGGCAAAGGUUGAAUAGACUAAAAGACAUAGUGUUGACAUAUGAGAAAUAAGAAUGUUUCCAAAGCUAUUACAAUCACUAUUUUAUCUUAUUAUAUAAAGCUUAGUUCUUCAAAA